UGAAGAAGCUCCAUGAGCAACUAGUAAUAGCUGGUUAGUUAACUGCGGGUUAACCUCAAUUAUCAGCCCGGUUAGUUUUAAUACAUUUCAAAUAAAUGUCCGUACGCUUUUAUUACUUUUCCACAACCACUUGUGAAAAAUAUGGCACCCAAGAAAAAGGCUCGAGUUGCAGCGAAAUCCGGUCAGAAACCUAAGGUCUCUGGAGAUUCGGCUAAGGGUGCUGCCAAUCAGGAUGGAAGUCUUAAAAGAAAGACAACAGAAUCUGCAAAAGAGAAAAAACCUGCUAGCGGUUCAUCAGACGCGGUGUUCACUCACUGGUUGAUGAAGUCUGAACCUGAGAGUCGCAUUCAGAAAGGAGUGGAUGUGAAGUUCGGAAUUGAGGACCUUAAAGCUCUUCCCAAGCAAACUGGAUGCUGGGAUGGAGUACGAAAUUAUCAGGCCCGGAACUUUAUGCGUGAUAUGAAAGUGGGCCAGCAGGCUUUUUUCUACCACAGCAACUGUAAAGAACCUGGCAUAGCUGGCAUCAUAAAGAUAGUGAAGGAGGCGUAUGUCGACCAUACACAGUUCGACAAGAAUGAUGUGCAUUAUGAUCCAUCCAGCAAACCUGAGAACCCUAAGUGGAGCAUGGUGGAUGUCCAGUUCGAGAGGAUGACCAAGCGCUUCAUUCCAUUGGCUGAGCUGAAGAAAUACCACCUGAAGCACAAGAGCAGUGAUGGGCCUCUCAGAAACAUGGCCCUGUUCACCAGAGCUCGACUUUCAGUUCAACCCUUAACUGCAGAGGAAUUUGACUUUGUCUUGAGUCUGGAGGAUGCGGAUCCAAUAUAACAAGGACAAAACUUUGGGGAUCAGGUUGUAAAAUAUCCUUUGAUUAAUAAAAACGUUGUCUUGGAAGAUU
Molecule: messenger RNA, 895 nt
Organism: Trichomycterus rosablanca
Lineage: Eukaryota; Metazoa; Chordata; Actinopteri; Siluriformes; Trichomycteridae
Gene: thyn1
Product: thymocyte nuclear protein 1
Exons: 7
Coding region: 142-825 (227 amino acids)
Cellular component (GO): nucleus
Source: RefSeq, a predicted model, not a curated record